Messenger RNA from Sordaria macrospora k-hell, 567 nucleotides. RefSeq lists its product as uncharacterized. The record is from RefSeq and is a predicted model, not a curated record. NCBI's taxonomy places the organism in Eukaryota, Fungi, Ascomycota, Sordariomycetes, Sordariales, Sordariaceae.
AUGCCCGCCCUUCCGUCCUUCAUUCGCUCUCUCAUUCCUUCCAGCUCCCACUCCAGCUCCAACUCCCAGUCCCAACAGCCCCAGAACAACGACUCAACCCCAGGCUCAGACCAAGACUCAGACAUCAUCCCAGCCGGCACCGUCACUGUCGUCCAACAGCAACAAAUCCCCACCAUCAACGAGCCCUCCAACAGCCAAAUCCAAAUGGAACCCAUCGCCGAAUUCAGCAGCAUGAAGCCUCUAGCCCUUGACGCAGUGGCACGAGAAGAACCCAAAUCGGAGCCCUUCCCUCCCGUCGCUGCUCAGCCGAUGGAAAUCACCCUGGCCCCAGCUGCUGCCCCAAACACGGCUGCUUCAGCGGAAACUGAGAAGCAGGCAGAGGAAACCACUGGCGUCCAGAGAUCAAAGUCGAAGAGACUUAGCAAGACCAACGUGGGAGGUGCAGCAAACAAGGAGAGAAGUGAAGCUUAUAAUGCUUUUUGGAGGAAGUUAAUUGGGAUUUCGCCGAAGGCUGGUGCUGAUAAUAAGGGGAAGGGGAGUGCUGAGGGGGUUGCUGAUAGAGCUUAA